AUGGAUUUCUGCUUGGAGGAGACUGUGCGUCCCGAACUGCGGCUGUAUUGUGGUACCCGCCCGGACGUGACAUUGAGCUGCAACGGUGGCCGCAAGCUCCUCGCUCAUCGGCGGGUAUUGUCAGAGGUAAGCUAUUUCGAAUCACUCUUCCAGGGCAAUUUCGCAGAGCGCGGAACUGACCACGUGCAGGUGGAGGAGGACCUAGAGCUCUUCUUGGAAGUUGUUCGCUGGAUCUACUGUCGCAGCGCCACUAGUGACAAGGACAUGGCUCUUGAUCUGCUACGCUUGGCAGAGUUCUAUGGCAUUGAUGGCCUGAUUGAGCAUGCCGCUCGGGUACUGGCUUCGCCUGCAAUGGGUGUCAUGGAGAAUUCGGAGCCCGAAGACGGGGUCGGCCAUGAUCAAGCCGAAGGGCAAGCAGAGCAGCAGGACUCCUUUGAUGAAUUGCCACCCGUGCUUGAGGCGGGAAGGGCUGACAGUACGACGGGUGUAGCUGCUGUAAAAAUGAAAGACGUUUAG
Symbiodinium pilosum is the source of this 516-nucleotide messenger RNA. The record is from the annotation of a GenBank genome assembly. NCBI's taxonomy places the organism in Eukaryota, Dinophyceae, Suessiales, Symbiodiniaceae.